This is a messenger RNA of Argiope bruennichi, 2075 nucleotides long. It is a transcript of the gene Rfk, whose product is annotated as riboflavin kinase-like. The record is from RefSeq and is a predicted model, not a curated record. Gene Ontology annotation, molecular function: riboflavin kinase activity. The coding region runs from base 253 to 771 and encodes 172 amino acids. The transcript has a single exon. Lineage: Eukaryota; Metazoa; Arthropoda; Arachnida; Araneae; Araneidae. Gene Ontology annotation, biological process: riboflavin biosynthetic process; FMN biosynthetic process. Gene Ontology annotation, cellular component: mitochondrion.
AUUACUCUAAUGACACCACGUGAAUUACGGAAUCAUUCAGGUCGUUUCAACUGCUCGAGAGUGGGUAUAAAACUUCUGUUUCCGAUUACGUAACUACUGGGUAAUAAAAUACAAGUGAUGAGGAAACAGUCGUUUCUGAUAACUGCAUUUUCUGAUUAAAAACUGCCGACGGCAACUCUAACUGCAGUUGAAGUUACCUCUCCGACGGAAGGAGAAACGGAAAUUCAUCGAUCGAUUCUCUUACGUAGGUGUAUGACCCGUCUUCCAUCUCUUUUCAAAAUGUUUUCCUCAAUAGCGAAAGACUAUUCUCAGGUACUUCCAUAUUUUGUGGAUGGAAAAGUAUCCAAAGGAUUUGGAAGAGGUAGCAAAGAAUUGGGAAUCCCGACAGCUAACAUCAAUCAUGAAGUGAUUGAGAAAUUACCGAAAGCUUUGGAUUGCGGUAUCUACUACGGAAUGGCAAGUGUCAAUAGCGGACCCAUUCACAAAGCUGUUCUGAGUAUUGGUUGGAAUCCUUUUUACCAGAAUGACAAAAAAUCGUUAGAAACGCAUAUUUUACAUAAUUUCGAAGGUGAUUUUUACGGCGCCAGCUUGAAACUUGUUAUUCUUGGACACAUCAGACCAGAGCGAGAUUUCUUGUCUGUCGACGAUCUGAUUAAUGAAAUAAAAAACGACAUCCGUAUUGCUGAAGAAAAAUUAGAUCUUCCCGACUAUGAAAAAUACAGAACACAUCCAUUCUUCGAAACAAAUACAACCCAGAGGAACUCAUUAUAGAACUAUUCAAUCCUGAAGAGGUAGGUCAACAUCUUAUGAUGAGAGAAUCGAAAGUAUUACACUUAAAUUACAUGUUAUUGAAACUAAAAUUAUUUCCACCGAAUAUGUGGAAGAAUUAGCUAUAUGUAAUUGUUGGAAUUAUGUUGCAGAGUUUUAUGAAUUGGAUGAAAAUUAUCUUUUAUAUUAGAAAUAAUAAAAGGUAUUUAAGUAUUAGAGUAUAUGGUGUUAAAUCUGUUGUAGGACUGGAAAGUAUGUGUGAUAUUUAAAUUAUUUUAUUUAUAUAUGUUUUUCGAAAGUUUAUUUGUAAAAAUAUUAUUGAUGGUGUGUGUAAUGUAAAACAGUAUACUUAAGAAACAAAAAUGCAUUGAGUAACUUAAUAUUUAAAUUUAAAAAUACUUAUUCUUAUGUAACUAAGAGACUAAUUUCAAAUAUUAUAAACAAUGAGAUUUCUUUUAUGUUUUUUUUAAAAAUAUUAAUAGCUUGCAUAGAAUAGUGUUAAUGUGAUAGUCAGGCUUAUAAAUGUGCUGUGAAAUUUUAUGUUAAAAUUAUGGAAAAAAAAUUGGAAUAAUUAUUAAAUUAACAACAAUCAUUCAUGAAUGUUUUCUAACUAUCAUUAUUAUAUUAUAUAUUCAGUAAUCAACAAAUAUUUGCACAUGCAGCUAAAUAAAUUUCUUAUGAUGUUCAUAUUCAACUUACUAUUUUUAAAAAAAUGUCAAUAUUAUUUUACCUGCCUUAUAUCUUGAUGCCAAUGUUAUUUGAUCUGAAUUUAGUUUCAUUUCAUUUUUUAUCUGUUAGUAUUAGUUAAUCAUUAUAAUAUAUUCUAUAUUUAUGCUCCGUUUCAUAGAUUUAUUGUCUUUUUUCUCUGCUAUUUCGCAUCUCAUUAAAAGUGAAUUGUUCUGAAAGAUUUUAUUUUCAUUGUAGAUUGAUGAAUUACAUUUUUUGAUAUUUUUUAUUUUAUUACAGAUUAAAAUUUAUUUUUCUAGUUAUUUAAAUAAUUGGAAAUUUAUUGGUAUAUGAAAUUAUUUCAUUUGAACAAACUUUUUUUGUGAUGUAAUUUAUGUGAAUAUUUUAAAUGUAUGUUCAGUAUUAUUGUUUUUUACUGAAGCUUACAUAAGUGUACUUACACAAAGGUAAUGAAUAUUAUAUAAAUCGGAACACUUAAAACUUUUUUUGUAAAAGUAUUGGGAAAUAUUUAUAAAUUUGUUAAAGCAAAUGCUUGUAAAUUUUGUUAGGCCAGUUAUAAUAUUUCCUUGUUUUUAUCUUGUAUGAAGUCAGAAAAUAAAAAAGUAUUUUACAUCUGCCUA